This is a messenger RNA of Closterium sp. NIES-65, 1275 nucleotides long. NCBI's taxonomy places the organism in Eukaryota, Viridiplantae, Streptophyta, Zygnematophyceae, Desmidiales, Closteriaceae. The record is from the annotation of a GenBank genome assembly.
AUGGGGAUGGAAUCUGGGAGAAGGGGAUGGAAUCUGGGAGAAGGGGAUGGAAUGAGGGAGAAGGGGAUGGAAUCUGGGAGAAGGGGAUGGAAUCUGGGUAAAGGGGAUGGAAUCUGGGAGAAGGGGAUGGAAUCUGGGAGAAGGGGAUGGAAUCUGGGAGAAGGGGAUGGAAUCUGGGAGAAGGGGAUGGAAUCUGGCAGAAGGGGAUGGAAUCCGGGAGAAGGGGAUGGAAUCUGGGAGAAGGGGAUGGAAUCGGGGGAAGGGGAUGGAAUCUGGGAGAAGGGGAUGGAAUCUGGGAGAAGGGGAUGGAAUCUGGGAGAAGGGGAUGGAAUCAGGGAGAAGGGGAUGGAAUCAGGGAGAAGGGGAUGGAAUCUGGGAGAAGGGGAUGGAAUCUGGGAUAAGGGGAUGGAAUCUGGGAGAAUGGGAUGGAAUGAGGGAGAAGGGGGGAUGAAAUAUGGGAGAAGGGGAUGGAAUCAAGGAGAAGGGGAUGGAAUCUGGAAGAAGGGGAUGGAAUCUGGGAGAAGGGGAUGGAAUGAGGGAGAAGGGGAUGGAAUCUGGGAGAAGGGGAUGGAAUCUGGGAGAAGGGAUGGAAUUUGGGAGAAGGGGAUGGAAUCUGGGAGAAGGGGAUGGAAUCAAGGAGAAGGGGAUGGAAUCUGGGAAAAGGGGAUGGAAUCAGGGAGAAGGGGAUGGAAUCUGGGAGAAGGGGAUGGAAUCUGGGAGAAGGGGGUGGAAUCUGGGAGAAGGGGAUGGAAUCUAGGAGAAGGGGAUGGAGUCAGGGAGAAGGGGAUGGAAUCUGGGAGAAGGGGAUGGAAUCUGGGAGAAGGGGAUGGAAUCUCGGAGAAGGGGAUAGAAUCUGGGAGAAGAGGAUGGAAUCUGGAAGAAGGGGAUGGAAUCUGGGAGAAGGGAUGGAAUCUGGAAGAAGGGGAUGGAAUCUGGGAGAAGGGGAUGGAAUCAAGGAGAAGGGGAUGGAAUCUGGGAGAAGGGGAUGGAAUCUGGGAGAAGGGGAUGGAAUCUAGGAGAAGGGGAUGGAAUCUGGGAAAAGGGGAUGGAAUCAGGGAGAAGGGGAUGGAAUCUGGGAGAAGGGGAUGGAAUCUGGGAGAAGGGGGUGGAAUCUGGGAGAAGGGGAUGGAAUCUAGGAGAAGGGGAUGGAGUCAGGGAGAAGGGGAUGGAAUCUGGGAGAAGGGGAUGGAAUCUGGGAGAAGGGGAUGGAAUCUCGGAGAAGGGGAUAGAAUCUGGGAGAAGAGGAUGGAAUCUGGGAGAAGGGGAUUCAAUUAG